Messenger RNA from Xyrichtys novacula (pearly razorfish), 1196 nucleotides. Lineage: Eukaryota; Metazoa; Chordata; Actinopteri; Labriformes; Labridae. The record is from the annotation of a GenBank genome assembly.
AUGGCCGGGGGCCUGAUGUUAGUCUUCCUCAUGUGUAAGUGUUACCUAAUUUCUGUGUCUUUACUUCUUCUGAUAUUUUGUUUUCUUUGUGUCAGACAGGUUUGUAAUGUUGGAACAUUUAUGUUGAUCUCACCAUUUUUCAAAAUUAUUUUACAUCGUGUUCAAAUAUUAACUGUUUUAAAAAAAUGUUUUCACACCCCGUUUUACAUUUUUUUCCCAACAGAUCUUAUUUCUGUGUUGGAAACUCAAGGUCAGUCCCAAUUUCAAAGUUAAUUUAAUGUUUAGGUGUAAUGUGAUCAAAGAAUUUGAAGUUACUCAUAAUCUGCCAUUUAUAUUUUGUUACAGUUGGUCUACACAGUUAUAUUUCUCUAUUUUGAAUGCUCUAAAUUGAAUCAGUGUUUAUUUUUUCAGCUUUUGCUCCGCCCAAACUGACAGUAAAUCCAGCAGUGAUCACAGAGACAGACUCGGUCACUCUGAACUGUCAGCCUCCAUCAUCUGUUUCUCAGUCUAAGUGUUAUUUCCGCAUGAAAAGAGGGGGACCAGCCAAAACCCUCUCUUGUCUGCAGAAUCUGUCCGGAGCUGAGCUGCUGAAGAUGACCAACAAGAUUUCACCUGCUGAGUUUAACGUCACCUGUUUUUACUUGUAUGGGUCUGUGUCUCCUGACAGUGAGAUAACCUCCAUCAUCGUUCUAUGUGAGUGAGCGCUGCUGCUAUGAAGUGAUUGUUUAGAAGAGCUUCUGCAGUUCCACAAUGAAGAAAUGAUCAAUAAAAAAUGUAAAACAGUAACAGUAAAUUCAUCUAAAUCACCGAUCAUGAUCAGGAUUUAACAAUUAAGUUUGUCAUCAAUAUUUUGUGUUGUGAAAAAUCAACAUAGUUAUUCUAUCCAAUAUUUGCCCUUAUUUUCAGCUACUCUUCCACCAACUCUGUCAGUGAAUCCAGCAGUGAUCACAGAGACAGACUCGGUCACUCUGAACUGUCAGCCUCCAUCAUCUGUUUCUCAGUCUAAGUGUUAUUUCCGCAUGAAAAGAGGAGGAACCGCCAAAACCCUCUCUUGUCUGCAGAAUCUGUCUGGAGCUGAGCUGCUGAAGAUGACCAACAAGAUUUCACCUGCUGAGUUUAACGUCACCUGUUUUUACUUGUAUGGGUCUGUGUCCCCUGAGAGUGAGAUAUCCUCCAUCAUUGUUCGAAGUGAGUGA